AAUAUGACUGAUCCAAUUUGACAUGAUCACAUCAAAAGGAUUAUUGGAUCCUGGAAGCUGAUUUUAUUCAGUUGAUCUUAACUAGGUUUGAGUGAACAUCUGUGAAUUCUAUUGCCAUUUUCUUCAAUUCACAUGAGAAGAAAAAUGAGUGCUGCUGUGAAGCCAGUUCCUUUGACUUGCCCUGAAAAAACAAUAUGGGAAGACAGCAUUGGAAGUGUCACAGAUUUGGAAGCAGAUGAUGAAUGUUGUGAAGAUUUCUGCGGACUGAGACCAGGUGGAAAAUAUUUACAACUGGUAACAGACAAAGUGAAUCUUCACAGAGGAAAAACUGUGAAAUUGCAAAUGAACGUUCCGCUUACAAUUGGGGGCCUGGAUGAUACAAUUUAUUGGGGAAGGCUUGAUUUGCUUAAGUGUUGGCAGGAUCUCUACCUGCCCCAAAGAAUGGAUAUGGUGGUCCUGGGUGUGAUUGAAAGUUACCCGUGCCUGGCACCAGGGCUUCAGCUUGUCAUUCUCGCUGGAAAUGAUGGUUCAGUAUUUGCCUAUGAAGAAGAAGUGUUGCACAAAAUUGCUAAUAAUUUGGAAGAGCUCUUCUGUGAAGGUCCAGUGUUUCCUGGAACUAAAAUCUAUGAGUAUGGCAGAGGCUUCAGGCCAAAGAAUAACAAAGAAUAUAUGGCAGCCCUCAAAGAAGCUGGGUUGGAAAAGAUCUCCCAAGAUACAAGGAACUUCAUUAGCAGAAAUGCAACUGAAAUGAAGAAGCUGAUUGAUGACUUGGAUUUCUUGUAGUAUUGGAUCUCAGUCAGUGAGUGGAACAGUUGUUACUUCUCAGACAGCUGGGGUUUGUGCACAGUAUUUGGCACCUCAGGACACUGGAGCCAUUAAGUACAGUUUUUUUUUUGGAAACAGUCCAGUUUAUGCACAGUAACAUCUUUGGAUGGUGUUGUGACCAUGUCCUUGCAACUUGUCAACAUCCGCAAAGGAUAAUUUCUUCAUGGGUCUUAAAUAACUGACAGUGUGCUGCAACAUCUCAUUUGAAAAAUUGUAUUCCUGUGCUAGAGCAGCAUUGUGUGUUUUGUGAAUUGAAUGGGAAUGCUGUCUGAAAGAGUCCUUAUUUUCUUUUUGUUAAUGCAAGUAAAAAAUCAAUGUGACUUUGCAGCUAUGUACACAUUUUUAAAUAAAUAAACAAGAUGAAUCCUAA
Chiloscyllium plagiosum (whitespotted bambooshark) is the source of this 1195-nucleotide messenger RNA. The record is from RefSeq and is a predicted model, not a curated record. Lineage: Eukaryota; Metazoa; Chordata; Chondrichthyes; Orectolobiformes; Hemiscylliidae.